Penicillium griseofulvum is the source of this 1113-nucleotide messenger RNA. Its product is annotated as Oxoglutarate/iron-dependent dioxygenase. Gene Ontology annotation, molecular function: dioxygenase activity. Lineage: Eukaryota; Fungi; Ascomycota; Eurotiomycetes; Eurotiales; Aspergillaceae. Bases 1 to 1113 code for a protein of 370 amino acids. The record is from RefSeq and is a predicted model, not a curated record. The transcript has 4 exons.
AUGGAAGCGUUGACUCAACCUCCAGCCCCAACUCCUACGGGGUCUGAUAUCCCGACGUACAACCAGGUCCCAGAGACUACUUUUGAUCUGGACUGGGCGGACCUCGCCACCUUGGAUCUGUCUCUGUUUGACCAACCUGGUGGUAAAGAACAGUUAGCCAGACAACUUUUUGAUGCUAUCCAAAAUAUAGGUUUCUUUUAUAUUACCAACUUCGGCCUUUCGCAGGAAGAUGUCGACCGCCAAUUCUCUAUUGGCAAGGAGAUCUUCAAUCUCCCAUUAGAGGAGAAACUUAAGUUCCGCGCGGAGCUUGAGAAAGGCGGCUACAAUGGCUACAAGCCAAUGGGUCUCCGGGAAACCAGUCCGGGUGUUUACGACAAGACAGAGAUCUAUAACAUCCCAAAAUUUAUCCCAGCCCUUGAGCUUCCCCAGCCUGACAUUGUAAAUCACAAUCGUCCUGUCAUCGAGGGCUUCGCCCGCCAUAUCCAUGACCAAAUUGCUGGCAAGCUUCUCACGCUCUUUGCCAUCAUCCUCGAGCUACCUGAGGACUAUUUCCUAAAGGUUCAUCGCUACGAUGAGAAAAGCGACUGCCACCUACGGUACAUGAAGUACCACCGGCGUACCGAUGAAGAAAACGAAAAGGCCGCGGGGAUCUGGUCCAAGGGCCAUACCGACUUUGGCAGCUUAACCCUGCUAUUCCGUCAACCCGUUGCCGCACUGCAGGUUCGCACCCCGGAGGGCGAGUGGAAGUGGGUUAAGCCGUAUCCCGGGAGCAUCACGGUGAAUCUCGCAGACUCACUCCAUUUCCUUACCAACGGCUUCCUUAAGAGUAGCAUACAUCGUGUCGUUGCACCACCGCCGGAUCAGAGAAAUGUAGACCGUCUGGGUGUUUUAUACUUUGUUCGACCAGAGGAUAGUCUAGAGCUGCGACCGGUUGUGAGUGAAGUGUUGUAUCGUCUAGGAUAUGACCAGACAACCGAUAAUAGUGCGGCUGGUAUCACUGCUGGUGAGUGGGUGAAGGCGAGGGUGGCUAAGGGAGUUGACAGAGGUGUGCCUCAUAGUGAAAUUGGGGAUCAGCCUAUUAUUGGGGGCGUGGUAGCUAAGUAUUACGAUUAG